GCAUUCUUUUUGUGACAAUUUUGAUAGUUUUUUGACGAGUUCAAAGUUUGAGUUUUUUCAAUGUUUUUCCGCCAAAUUGAAUCUUUGAUUCAGCGUUCAAAGUCGGCUUCUGAUCUUCUGCAACUACUGUCGCUGAUCAUCAAAACCUCUUUCAAUCACGACCCUUACAUCAUCUCUCUUGCGGUCUCAUCCUCGACUCGUGUUUCGAUCAAUCUCGCGAGAUCGGUCUUUGAUUCCCUUAACGUUGAAUCACCACCCCUUUUCGCAUGGAAUUCGCUUAUAAGAGCGUACACGGAGACCGCUACACCGAUCGAAUCGGUGAAAUUGUUUACCCGAAUGCGGAAUUCUGGUCUCGAGCCGGAUAAAUUCACGUACCCAUUUGUGUUGAAGGCCUGUGGUCGAUGUUCGAUGAUUAGAGAAGGGAAGGUGGUGCAUUCGAUGGUUUUGAAAGUUGGGCUAAAUUCGGAUAAGUAUAUAUUGAAUACACUCCUUCGAAUGUACUCUGCCUGCGGAGAAAUCGAGCUCGCGGAGAAGGUGUUCGAUGAAAUGCCUCUUAGGGAUGUCGUUUCUUGGAGCUCGAUGAUCGCUGGGUAUGUUUCCUGCAAUUGCCCGAGCGUUGCAGUCAAAGUUUUUCGGCACAUGAAGUUGGCUAAUGAAGUGCCAAACUCGGUCACGUUGGUGAGCUUGCUUCAAGCUUUAACCCGCCUGUCUGAUGAGAAAACAGGGAAAACUGUUCAUUCAUACAUCAUUACCAACAGCAUAGAGCUGGAUGUUUCUCUUGGAACUGCCCUAGUCGAGAUGUAUUCACGGUGUGGGCAUGUUGAGGAGGCAUUACGAGUUUUUCAUUCGAUGAAAGAUAAGAAUCUGCAGACGUGGACAGUAAUGAUAUCGGGUCUUGCCGAUAACGGUUAUGGGAAUAAAGCUAUUGGGGUUUUCACCCAGAUGGAGCAGAUCUGUCUGAUACCAGACAGCGUAUCCUUUUCAGCUCUCCUUUCAGCUUGUGGACGCUCGGGUCUUAUUGACGAGGGAAAAAUGCUUUUUGGUCGAAUGUUAACCGUUUAUGGGAUCAGGCCAACAAUUGAGCAUUAUGGAUGCAUGGUGGAUUUAUAUGGGAGGGCAGGCUUGAUCGACGCAGCUUAUGGAAUCAUCAGGAAUAUGUGGAUGGAACCAAAUGGAGUAAUAUUAAGGAGCUUCCUGGGUUCCUGCAAAAAUCAUGGCCGGUUUAUUUUGGAUGAUUAUGUGAAGAAACUUCUGUUCAAGCUAGAGCCUGAGCUCGGGGCAAAUUAUGUUCUUGCUGCGAGUGUUUCCUCUUUAUCCAGUUCAUGGGAUGAUGCAGCUGACUUAAGAACCAUUAUGAAACAAAAGGGUCUUAAUAAGGUUCCUGGAUACAGUUGGGUGUUGUGAAUGAGAGAAUAUGGAGUUAGCCCAGGUGCAUGCGGAUGUUAAUUUGCUUUGCUCUUCACUAUUCUCAUUGCUGGUUUGAUUAAUGAAUGCCUGCCCACUAUAUCCAGUCAGCCCAAGAGUCGGAGGGCAACAUACUCGGCAUUUUCCACUUCCACAGCGCUUGCUUUUCGAGGUUGGAGAUUUAUGGUUGCUCUGAUUCAUGAAGAAUUUCUGGUGAUACUAAUAGGGAGUUUUAGGAACCCUUAACCGGGUUUAACCAGAGAGAAUAUAAAAGGACCAGACUUUCUUCACGUGGUUUCACAUGGAGUCUUCAUCUUGUACACUCGCUUUCACAUAUCUUAAAAGCUUCUUCCAUGGCGUUGCAUCCAACUCCGAGAGAUUUUUCGAGUUACAGUCCUUCGGAGAAAUGGGUCCUCUCUGCCGUGGCCGUAAGCCUUUGUGGGUUUUUGGUUUAUGUCAUCUAUGAUGCGAUACUGGGCACUGCCUGCGAGCUUUUGCAGAGGUUUCUUGCUGUUUCUCCUCUGUUAUUGAUCAUUACCGUUCACUGGCUCUCGACCGGCUGUCAUGUCAGCGUUCCUUUUCCGGGAUCAGAGCCAAGCGCCAUCCAUCGGGCCGGUGGCUUCCCCUGGGGCGUGGCUUUGGUGCUUCUGUUUCUCCUCUAUCAUGUUUUGCCUGCCUUUUGCAUCUGCCUCUUUGUAAGCUUCUUGUUCAUGCAUACAUGUGUUUAGAGAUAUAACUGUAACAAUGAUCAUGCCAAGAAAUUCCUCAACCCUUUA
Molecule: messenger RNA, 2180 nt
Organism: Tarenaya hassleriana
Lineage: Eukaryota; Viridiplantae; Streptophyta; Magnoliopsida; Brassicales; Cleomaceae
Product: pentatricopeptide repeat-containing protein At5g66520-like
Exons: 6
Coding region: 61-1404 (447 amino acids)
Biological process (GO): RNA modification
Molecular function (GO): protein binding; RNA binding
Source: RefSeq, a predicted model, not a curated record